Molecule: messenger RNA, 2952 nt
Organism: Podarcis raffonei (Aeolian wall lizard)
Lineage: Eukaryota; Metazoa; Chordata; Lepidosauria; Squamata; Lacertidae
Gene: GABRA2
Product: gamma-aminobutyric acid type A receptor subunit alpha2
Exons: 8
Coding region: 702-1901 (399 amino acids)
Biological process (GO): chloride transport; synaptic transmission, GABAergic; regulation of postsynaptic membrane potential
Cellular component (GO): GABA-A receptor complex; synapse; postsynapse
Molecular function (GO): GABA-A receptor activity; benzodiazepine receptor activity; transmitter-gated monoatomic ion channel activity involved in regulation of postsynaptic membrane potential
Source: RefSeq, a predicted model, not a curated record
UUGAGUGAGACAUUUGGAAGCUGGGGUGGGGGGGGGAGGAGGCUUCUGCAACUUUGCGCUGCGCCGCGACUGUUUUCGUUGUUGUUGUUUGCGAAUUCCGCCUCUCUAUGAAUUCUCGCUCUGGACAUCUAUCUCCGUGGCUGUGGCAGUUAUUAUCUUUAAGCAGCUGUCAAACAUGUUCAGCAUUCGGAAAGAGCUGGGCUGCCUCGGUUCACGGCAGUGUCAGUGAACCCCUUUGCAAAUGCCUCUCUCCAACCCCCACCUGACACAUCUUCCUAAAAAAUUUUUUGCUUGAAGAUGUAGCGAAACCAGCCGAGGAAUUACUGAUGGACUUUUUUUAAUAUAUGAGAAAAAGAUAGGGGGAAGUCUUGGAUUUCUUUCUAUUGCAUGGGAAUGAGGAGGAAAAGGAACAUUUGCUGCAUCUGCUCAUAUGUCAGUUUUGAUUAUGCACUGCAUGUAGAACAACACAUGAUCUGGGAGGAGGACGGAGAUGUAAUAACUUGUUAGUGUGGGGUGGUUGUUGUUUUUUUAAGUGGGGGAGUGCUUCAGCGACCCAUGGGUCCAAAGUCUUCAUUGAAGUGGCAUCUUUUUGUUGGUUUGAAUUGAAGGCAUCGCUUGGUUGGAAACUGAUUCAAAGCCAAGUGUUUUUUUUCUCUCUCUCUUCUCCUCUUACAUCGCUAGGAAAAGGAAAGGAAGCAGCUAUGAAGAGGAAACUGAUGUUCUACAUGAUGCAGUUGGUUCUCGUUUUGUUGGCGUGCUUCUCUGCAAGAUCAGCAUCGGUUGACCCCAAUGAAGAUGAAGCAAAAAAUAACAUCACCAUCUUUACAAGAAUUCUAGAUAGGCUUCUGGAUGGUUAUGAUAAUCGUCUGAGACCUGGUUUAGGAGACAGUACAACUGAAGUCUUCACAAACAUAUAUGUGACCAGCUUUGGACCAGUUUCAGAUACAGACAUGGAAUACACAAUAGAUGUUUUCUUCCGCCAAAGAUGGAAAGAUGAGAGAUUAAAGUUUAAGGGUCCAAUGAACAUUCUUCGACUGAACAAUUUAAUGGCCAGCAAAAUCUGGACUCCAGAUACAUUCUUUCAUAAUGGAAAGAAGUCAGUAGCUCACAACAUGACAAUGCCAAAUAAGCUACUACGAAUUCAAGAUGACGGGACUCUCUUAUAUACCAUGAGGCUUACUGUCCAGGCUGAAUGUCCAAUGCACUUAGAAGACUUCCCUAUGGAUGCCCAUUCAUGCCCAUUGAAAUUUGGCAGCUAUGCAUAUACAUCUUCAGAAGUGACCUACAAGUGGACCUUCAAUGCAUCUAAUUCAGUAGAAGUGGCCCCGGACGGUUCGAGGUUGAAUCAGUAUGAUCUCAUAGGGCAAACAAUUGGAGAAGAAACAGCUAAAUCAAGUACAGGAGUCACAACUGUGCUAACAAUGACAACUUUAAGCAUCAGUGCUCGAAAUUCACUGCCCAAAGUAGCCUAUGCCACAGCUAUGGACUGGUUUAUUGCUGUUUGUUAUGCAUUUGUAUUCUCUGCCUUGAUAGAAUUUGCCACUGUAAAUUACUUCACAAAAAGAGGAUGGGCAUGGGAUGGGAAAAGCGUAGUCAACGAUAAGAAAAAAGAAAAGGCAUCGGUUAUUAAGAAAAACAACGCCUAUGCAGUGGCAGUUGCCAAUUAUGCACCAAAUAUCACAAAGGACUCUGUUCUCCCGACAAUCUCCAAGAGCGCUACCACAACAGAACCCAACAAAGCCAAGCCGGAAGCCAAGCCACAGGAAGCAAAGAAAACCUUCAACAGUGUUAGUAAAAUCGACAGGAUGUCGAGAAUAGUUUUUCCAGUCUUAUUUGGUACUUUCAACCUAGUGUACUGGGCAACAUAUCUAAAUAGGGAACCUGUCUUACAUGGGUUUUAGGAGCAAACCUUAACUUUAUGCUGAGGGCGUAUAACAUCAUUAUAAUCAGAUUGUUUUCCUAUGUACAGUACGACUAAUAACUGCUAACCCGUGAACCGAGAUGUACAGAAUGUAUAUAGGUAUCAUGUCCAUUUAUCUCCAAAGGAGGUGCACAGAGUUUAUUCAUGGGAUCUGUAAACAGAUGGCACCCAUGGCAAAUAUAGCCCGCUCUCCUAUCCGUGUGAGUUCUCCUAAACUGGUAUUCAAAUAAUGCUGAAUUAUAUCCAUACAACCGCAUAUGGUCCUACAUAACUAUUUAGUAACACUAUUUUUUUAAUUUAAAGUUUAAGAUAUUUUUCUAUAAAAUGACUGAUUCUACUUUAAUGCAAAGAAACUAUCAUUUAAAAGAGAAGGGUUUUUUUAUAAGAAGUAACCUUAAUUUCUUACGGUAGCAGUGCCCAUGUAAAUAUUACAGGUGUGUGGUGAGCUCAAGUAUUCUCUUAUUCGCAACCAUUAUGAAUGCAAGAUAUAUGUAAAGGCUAUUGGAAUGUCAGGGUUAAGCACCUCUUUACUUUUGAGUCAAGCGCUGAAGUUGCUGAUUAACAGUUAGAUCUGUGGUACGGUCAGCACUCUGUUCCUGAAGCAAAAGGAUUGGGUGCUUGGGCGGGUUUCACAAGAAAAGAAAAGUUUCCAGCCUAGCCCCAAUGCUGGAUUCAUAUCAAUCAUUGUAGCAAAAGUGUUUUUUCUUUCUUUCUGUCCAGUGCUAAAGUGUUUUAUAAAAGCAGUUGUGCAAUGUGGGGGGAGGGAUACCGGGGGCAAGGGAAUUGAUGCUGAGCCAACCUCUCCAUGCCACACUGUGGUAAAAGUUGACAACAUACUUUUUAAAAAAUAAAAAAGUGAUGAUACACCAAAGUAAACAACACAAACCUGCUUGCUCCUAGUGAAAAACAUUGGCCAAUAUUCAUUCAGUCCUUAAUAGUUCUUCUAGCUGUUAACAGUUCCCUUAUUUGGGCCCAGGAGGGGUGGGUCAUAUGGCUCUUUUUCAAUAUGAAAAAAAAAUCAUAUGAUAAAA